This is a messenger RNA of Pyricularia pennisetigena, 780 nucleotides long. RefSeq lists its product as uncharacterized. The transcript has 2 exons. Bases 1 to 780 code for a protein of 259 amino acids. Gene Ontology annotation, molecular function: structural constituent of ribosome. The record is from RefSeq and is a predicted model, not a curated record. Gene Ontology annotation, cellular component: mitochondrial small ribosomal subunit. Lineage: Eukaryota; Fungi; Ascomycota; Sordariomycetes; Magnaporthales; Pyriculariaceae.
AUGCAGAGGCUUCGCGCCCGCGACCUUCGGGCCGUCGACCUUUAUCGGACAGUCAAGGCCAACCUGGACACGAAAUUCGUUUUGCCUGCCAUGCCGCCUGGCAGGGAACACCGGCAGGUCCCUCCCCCAUGGCUUCAGGCCAUGCAGAAGAUCCCACCUUCUGAAAUCCUUACGAGACCGAUCCCAAUUCAACACCAAACGCCGAAUCCCAAGGCCAGGAAGCCCAAGAACAUCUUCAGACCGCAAAAGAUUGUGUACGAGGAAGAUGAACUACGAAAGACCUUCUACCGUGACCACCCAUGGGAGCUCGCUCGGCCAAGGGUGAUUCUCGAAAUUGACGGCAGGGACUCGUAUUACUGUGACUGGAGCCGGGGGUUGGAACAGCCUAGCAUCCCUCUGUCCGGUGAGAGUGUGGUUCAACGUCAACUAUGGCUGAUGCACAACAAAGGCAUGACGAAAGAAAAGGCAUACGACCGUGUCCGGCGGGAGUUCUACGCGCUGAGGCAAGAGGAAGAAGUGGAGAGGAGAAUAGCACAGGAAGAAGCCCGGAUGGUCGGCGCCUACUUCGGCAAGAACCGGCUGCAGAUCGGUACAGCCCUGGAAGACCACGAGUACGAAAGGUGGAAGGGCUGGGCCACUGCCGAGAUGGCCAAGGCUGAGGCUGAGCGCGAAAACGCAAUGCCUGUGUACGGAGGAAAGGCGAAGGAUGCAGAGGUUUCGAUCGACGAUGCCAUGCUUGAGGUCGGCGUGGAUUCCGUUUUGGAAGAUAAGAAGGAAUAG